AACUCGUGCUGCAAAACCUCAUGCCGUAUUACGUCAUCUUCAGCCUCUUGGCCUUCGCGGGAAUUGUGGGUAACGCGCUGAUCAUCCUGGUCCUUCGGAAACACGAAAAGGCCCGAACGACGGCGGAAAUCUACGUCCUCAACAUGGCGACCACGGACAUGCUGAUGCUUUCGAUGGUGCCGGUACUGGUAACCCGCAACAUCAUGAACCUGAAGUGGAUCUUCGGCGACUUCUUGUGCCGUGUGUACUAUCUCAUAGCCGGGUUGAACAUGUUUAACACUGUGUUUAUUCUAACGGCUAUGAGUGUAGAUAGGUACUUCUGUGUCUCACGGCCGCUACGGUCUCUGGACUGGAAGACCACCAGAACUGCAAAAAUUGUCUGCGCGUUGCUAUGGGUGAUCUCCACGGUGAUAGACCUUCCCUGGGUGAUCUGGGCCGACAUCGGGAGUCCCAUACCGUACUGCGAUACUCCCAUGUGCCUUUACGAUUUCCCGGCAUACCACGGUGACGACCAUUUCUGGGAGCGUCUGUCUGAGAUCGGGGUACUCUUCUUAUCGUUUGUGGUUCCAAUCAUCCUCAUCACGGGAACGCACAUCGGGAUCCUGUGGCACAUACGGAACGCGGCAGCUAGCCUGGACCGAACGCAACGGUCGCAAGAGAAGGUGACCAAGAUGGUGUUCGCCAUUGUUGUCGUCUUCGUCAUCUGUUGGCUGCCGAAGAACGUGGCGUACCUCGCCCAGCGAUUUGAUUGGUUCGUGGCGCCGAACGAGCUCCAUAUCGGGUUCGAAAUGCUGCUGAUCACCAACAGCGCCAUUAACCCCUACCUGUAUACCAUAUUUGGGCAACACUUCCAGCGGAGGCUCAUGGGAAUAUUUUUCCCAGCAAGGUGA
Molecule: messenger RNA, 890 nt
Organism: Branchiostoma belcheri (Belcher's lancelet)
Lineage: Eukaryota; Metazoa; Chordata; Leptocardii; Amphioxiformes; Branchiostomatidae
Product: delta-type opioid receptor-like
Exons: 2
Coding region: 21-890 (289 amino acids)
Biological process (GO): neuropeptide signaling pathway
Cellular component (GO): membrane
Molecular function (GO): G protein-coupled peptide receptor activity
Source: RefSeq, a predicted model, not a curated record